AUGGAUCCUCUUCUGGAACAAGUUUUGGCGGGCUUUAACACAACCCUCGGAGCUUCAAAUCGGACAGACCUCCUGGAUAAAUUUUCAGGAACCCAGCUGCUUUUCCGCUUCAAACCUCUGUUUAUUCCACUCUACGCCUUGGUUGUUGUUGUGGCUGGUGUCGGGAACAGUUUCCUUCUUGCCUGCAUUCUGACAGAUAAGAAGCUCCACAAUGCCACUAAUUUCUUUAUUGGCAACCUGGCAGCUGGGGACUUGCUGAUGUGUCUGAGCUGUGUGCCAUUGACAGCGUCGUAUGCUUUUGAUGCACGUGGUUGGACAUUCGGCCGUCCAAUGUGCCACCUUAUUCCUCUGUUACAAGGUGCAACGGUCUUCACCUCUGUAUUGUCUCUCACCGCCAUCGCCAUGGACCGUUAUGUGGUGGUGGCAUACCCAGUACGGAGGCGUAUCUCAGUGUGGGGCUGUGGCGCAGUGGCAUUGGGUGUCUGGGCAGUUUCGUUGGCCCUCGCUGCUCCCCCUUCCCUCCACACACGCUACGUGGACCUACGACCCAGUGGCAUGGAGCUGGUAGUAUGCGAGGAGUUCUGGUUGGGAACCGAACGACAGCGCCUACUCUACUCCUGCUUCUUCUUGCUGGCUUCCUACAUGAUCCCCCUGCUGUCUGUAAGCAUCUCCUACUGUGCCAUCAGCGUGCACCUCCGCAAACACACGUUGCCUGGAGAGCCGUCCCAUAGCCAGCAGCGAUGGAGCAAACAGCGGCGCAAGACUUUCUCCCUUCUGGUGGCCUCUGUCCUCGCCUUUGCCCUCUGUUGGCUCCCGCUGCAAGUCCUCAAUCUCCUUCUGGAUCUAGACUCGGAUUUCCAGAUCGUUGACAAGCGCUAUGUCAACGUGCUGCAGGUCAGUUGCCACCUGAUAGCCAUGAGCUCAGCCUGCUACAACCCCUUCAUCUAUGCCUCGCUGCACAGCAAGGUCCGCAUGCACCUGCGUGGUUACCUGUGCCCUUGCAGACGGAGUGGACAGGAGCUACUAUCUCGCUGCGCCUCCCGCAACCCUGCCACCUGCUUGACGCUCAUCUCUGAAGUAGCAGUGAAGGAGAGCCAAUCACCUGAGAGCCCCGUCCCCGACAGCUGCCUCUGA
Messenger RNA from Sinocyclocheilus anshuiensis, 1134 nucleotides. RefSeq names its product prolactin-releasing peptide receptor. Bases 1 to 1134 code for a protein of 377 amino acids. Gene Ontology annotation, biological process: G protein-coupled receptor signaling pathway. The record is from RefSeq and is a predicted model, not a curated record. Gene Ontology annotation, molecular function: neuropeptide Y receptor activity; neuropeptide binding. NCBI's taxonomy places the organism in Eukaryota, Metazoa, Chordata, Actinopteri, Cypriniformes, Cyprinidae. The transcript has a single exon. Gene Ontology annotation, cellular component: plasma membrane; neuron projection.